AUGUCCUCCAUCGCCCGACCCCCGGACCCCUGCCUGGUCGCCAUCAUCCUCAUCGUCCGCUCGCGCGCCGGCCCCCGCUUCGUCUUCCAUUACCCCCCCAACCCGCUCAGCGAGAACGGCUUCCGCUCGGCAUCCUCCUCCAAGGCGGCGUCGUCGUCAUCGAUCUCCUCGCGCCGCGCCUCGCGCUCGAAAGCCACGUCUUCCUCCAAACGCGAUCCCAAUGAGUCCAGUUCCAGUGAGGAGAGCGGGUCGUCCUCGGAUGAGGAUGAAGAGGAGCUCAUUAUUCCCCUGCAGCAGCAGCUCAACCAGUCGUCGUCGUAUGUGGUUGGUGGGGGCGGCAAUAGUGGGGUGAAUAGUCGUCGGCCUAGUAGUUUUGGGCUCGGCGCACGGGCUGGGAUUGCUGGGUCGCCUGGUGCGGAGUCGCAGAGGGCGGGGUCCAUUGGGUCGGGGAGGGGGCUGUUGCGCAGUGGUGGUGCUGGGAGUAUCAAGCAACGCGGGGCGAAUUCGGAUGUCGAGGAUGAGAUAUCGAUUGGGGAGAAGGGGGAGGAUGAGGUGGGGAGUGGUAAUGGGGCACGUCCACCCUGGGAGACGUUGCUGGGACUCCCUGCUGAUGUCUGGGAGAAGCUGUUGAGUCCGUCGCGGUCGUGGCAUAAACGGCGGUUCGAGGUCGGAAUCAACGACCUUGCCUUCGUCGGGUGGCCGGUGUUCGUGCGGGAGGACGGCAUGUGGAGGAAAGAGAGGCGCAAGAAGAGGAAGCCUCGUGCGACUUGGGAGGGAGGAGAGCUUGGCCAUAAUGAAAAGCCCGAGGAUGAUGACGAGGACGAUGCUCGAGGGGAGGCGGCCGCGGACCUUUUGGCGGCUUCAACAGAGACUUUGAGUCCGAAGCAGAUGACCCCCGCGGAAUCUCAGCGUGCCUCGAUAACCAGCAUCCACUCGACCAGGGCGGCAAGUGAGUCGCUGGAUGGCGAUGAUAAGGACUCCAUGACUAUGUUCAAUGUGGUUUUUGUGCUGGAUCCGCCUUUAUUGGAGUAUUCCAUGCGCCUCCGGGAAAUCUACGAUAACAUCAUCAAGAAGUUCUCCAAGGCGUUGAAGUGGGAGCAAGCGCGGACGGACUACGUAUGGAGGGAAGCUCGCCAUAUCUCGCACAUCAAGGAGAAGGCGAAGGAAAAGGGAAUGUCCGUCAACAAUCUCUACUCAGACCUUGUUCACCAGUCAUCCCUGGCCAGGGCCAUCUACACCGUAUACACGAGCAUAUCAGCAUCCAAGAUUGCAUCUGUCACCCUGAGUCCGGACGUUUCCAUCUCAUUGCAAAUACCCCCCUUGACUUCGACACCGUUCCUAGCAGGACCGACCGACAAGGCAUAUCCUGGCCUCUGGCUCACCACCGCAGACAGUGUCACGCCGGUUGACGACCCUACUGCUGACGAAAACACUGCGCCGCAUCAGGUAUUAGCCAAGCACUUCGCUUUGUUGCUGCUGGACAACGAAGCAACCAUCUUGAAGGAUGUCGAAGCUUCUGGGGGUGCUUUGGCCCCUGCGCUUGCACAUUAUAUUCGUUGCUCGAAACCUACCAAGUCAUUCGCCCAAAUAGCCGUGACCUCCGGCAUACCACUGUCCACCAUCCAGAUGCUUGCGAGCCAUUUGGUGUACUGGCGAAGAGCGCGGGCGAUCCCCCCGCUUCAUCAGAGAGACACCUAUGUUGUAUCACCAAAUUGUGAUCUGAGCAAAUUGGAAGUGGCGACAGCUGCCUACCAAGCAGCUUUCCCGACUCUGCCUAGUCUUCCUAAGAUGCUAUCGGCCAUGAGCGGAACCCCCAGACCGUACGGAAGCUUUAUCCCCAGCAAAGACCACAAAGUCACAUACUUCGCCAUCUUGGCGUGGUUGCUGCGAGGUGGCUGGGUUACCCAGCUGCGUGCGUUUGCAAGGGUCAAAGUGUCUCCGGAGAUCAAGAUGGCGGUCGAGGCAGCCAUUCGCCGGGAAGAGGUCGACAAGUAUCUGAGCAAGAGCGUCGUCAAGUCGGACGCAGAGGACAGUGACGAUGAUGAUGAUGAUGAUGCAAACUCAUCCUCGUCAUCGUCCCUCGACAGUCAAGAUAGCGGGGAAGAGACCCCAAUGCCCGGCCGGCACAAACCAGGAAAGAAGCUAGAUUUGUCCUAUUCGUUGCUGGACCGGACAACAUCGCUGAGAACGUCUUCUCUGCUUUUAUUCCCUCAUCGCGCCUCGCCGCUCGAAUCCAGAUGGUUAGAUGAAAUCAUGUCGCGAUUCCCCGAGCGCGAUGGACCGGGUACUGGCCGGGACGGCAUCAACUGUGAUGGCCCCGACGCCGACCUAGACCUCGUGGAGCUGCACCCAUCUUUGAAGAAAUACUGGCCUCGUUUCAUCAAGUAUUUCAAUGGAUAUGACGCGCUGGAGAAGAUCCCGGUCCGCGAGAACUUGAAGCGCAAGUUGGUGUGGCAGCUUCUCACGCGUCUCGGACUGGUGACAGGGCAGCAGUCGUCCGUCGAGCUGGAUCCCAGAGAGCAAGUCCUGGUCAGUGUACGUCAUUGGUAAGG
Molecule: messenger RNA, 2552 nt
Organism: Aspergillus aculeatinus CBS 121060
Lineage: Eukaryota; Fungi; Ascomycota; Eurotiomycetes; Eurotiales; Aspergillaceae
Product: nitrogen permease regulator 3 family protein
Exons: 4
Coding region: 1-2550 (849 amino acids)
Biological process (GO): TORC1 signaling; positive regulation of autophagy; cellular response to amino acid starvation
Cellular component (GO): GATOR1 complex
Source: RefSeq, a predicted model, not a curated record